This is a messenger RNA of Tricharina praecox, 612 nucleotides long. RefSeq lists its product as uncharacterized. Bases 1 to 612 code for a protein of 203 amino acids. The record is from RefSeq and is a predicted model, not a curated record. Lineage: Eukaryota; Fungi; Ascomycota; Pezizomycetes; Pezizales; Pyronemataceae. The transcript has 2 exons.
AUGCUCCCAUCCGCCAACCCGUACUAUGCGCGCCAGCAGCUUCUCGUCGAAUUUGCGAGUCUCCAGCAGACAGCUCCGCGCGGGAUGCACAUAACGCUCUCGCCCUCAGCGCCGACCAAGACCUGGCACGGCGUAUUCUUCCCACGGUGCGGCUCCUACUUCGGUGCGAUCAUCCGGUUCACGAUCAGCUUCGACUCGCCCUCGCUCGUGCCCGAGGUACACCUGCAGACACGCGUCUUCCAUCCGCUCGUCGACCGCACCACGGGGCGGGUAUCGCUCUCGGGCGACGGCACAGUGAUCUCCGUGCUCCUGGAGGAGCUUAAGGCCGCGUUCGAGAACGACGAGGUGCUGGACCGCCUGAGUGUCGCUGGCGUCGCGGAUCGCGACGCGUGGAAGAGCUGGAAUGGGCGUCGUGAGGGAACGGGAGGGUGGUCCGAGAGGGUCGCGAAGUAUGUCAAGGCGAGUCAGGAUGAGGAUAAGCCUAAUAAGGCGGAUGAGGUCGUGCUACUCAGAGGGAACCUGGGUGAUGUCGAGCAGGGCGCUGUUGGUAGGGUUAGAAGCUCGAUGGGUGAGCGGUUGAGGGAGAGGGGGAUCAAGGUGCGGGAAUAUUAG